This is a messenger RNA of Haliotis rufescens (red abalone), 2341 nucleotides long. RefSeq names its product proton myo-inositol cotransporter-like. The record is from RefSeq and is a predicted model, not a curated record. The coding region runs from base 188 to 1957 and encodes 589 amino acids. The transcript is spliced from 10 exons. Gene Ontology annotation, biological process: transmembrane transport. NCBI's taxonomy places the organism in Eukaryota, Metazoa, Mollusca, Gastropoda, Lepetellida, Haliotidae. Gene Ontology annotation, cellular component: membrane. Gene Ontology annotation, molecular function: myo-inositol:proton symporter activity.
UCCUUUGUUUGAAUAAUUUUACAGCUCCUUAUGUAUCAGGUUACAGAAAUUGAGCAGCUGAAGGAGGGGUGUCACAUUGACAUAGUAUUAAAUCUAGAAAGAGGUAGAUACUAUUCAUUCUAACCGCUGAGACUGGGGCCACAAACGAAUAUACUGAGCUGUUCUAACACAGAGCACCCAGAGGCGGAUGGACAGUGCUAGUGCGCAGCCAAUCACGGUUCAACAAGGCAGAAAACGGAUAAUGCCAAAGGACAGCCGAAUGACACCUCCAGACAGCCAUCCAUGGAUGGUCUACAUCUCGACACUGUUUGCAUCCAUUCUGGCCAUGCUGAUAGGAUAUAACCAGGCCAUUAUCUCGGGGGCCAUGUUACUCCUUGUGGACAAGUUCCAAGUCGACACGUUGUGGCAGCAACUGAUCGCAACAUCCAAUACAGCCGGAUGUGCAUUUGCACUUCUUCUGGCUGGGUACCCUGUCCAAAGAUUUGGGAGGAAAAAGAUGAUCCUUGCUUCAAAUAUGUUGGCUUGUAUUGGCGCCAUCAUAUCAGCUGCAGCACCGACGAAAGAGGUGGUUCUUGUUGGGCGAUUCGUGUCCGGAAUUGGAGGAGGAGGUAUAUCCCUCGUCGUGCCAAUGUACAUAUCUGAAUGUGCCCCCGCGGACAUCAGAGGACGCCUGGGAUCUUUUACACAGUGUUUACUUACUGUUGGCAUAGUCCUGUCAUCAAUCAUAGCAGGUGCUUUCAGUGGAAUAGGGGAAUCGGGAUGGCGAUGGAUGUUCGCAUGUCCCUGUGUGAUUGACGUUGUGCACUUCGUGGGAUUUCUCUUCCUCCCGGAAAGUCCCCGGUGGUAUAUGGACAGAGGAAGAGAGAAAGAAACAGAAGAUGUCCUCAAACAAUUGAGGAAUAACCCGGAUGAAAUCGCCAAGGAACUCGAAGACAUGAAGAGAACUGUAGCAGAAGGGAGGCGGCUGAAAUUUGAUAAAGGACAAGGUUCCUCUGUCGUCGCUCGGGUGAUCAAAACGCCCCCAGUCCGCAGAGCUCUGAUACUUGCAAUGGCCCUGGCUUCGAUAACUCAGAUCACAGGGGUGUCACCAAUCAUAUUCUACUCGGGGACUAUACUCAAAAGAGCUGGAUUCUCCGAUGAGCUUGCGAUAUGGAUGACGUCAAUACCUAGUGCAAUAAUGGCUGCCUCAGCCUUCACUGCCACACUGUUAGUUGAGAGGCUAGGACGCAAACAUCUGUUUCUUGGAGCCCAGAUAGGACAGCUGAUUGCCUUGAUUGUUCUUGGACUUGGCUUCUUUCUCUCCGCGAGUCAUUCUCCCGUCGUUAGUGAUGACAUUCAGAGAACCAUCAAUAAUGCUACAACCACACCCAUGUGUAAUUUCAGAACAUGUGAGCAAUGCAUCGAUUCUUCACAAUGCGGCUUCUGCUACGACGUCCUCUCAAGAGCCUCGUGUGUCCCCGUGUCGGUAAACGGCAGUGCUACAACAGGGAGAUGUUCUUCCGCCAGCUCUUUUAACAGCUCCGACUUUACCCUGGUGACGCAAGCUUGUCCCAGUGACUAUAAAUGGUUCCCUGUGAUUGGCUCCUCCCUUUACCUGGCUGUAUUUGGCGGUGGUUGUGGCGUCAUCUUUGUUGUGAUAGCUGAAGUAUUUCCUCUCUGGGCACGCGGCACAUGCAGUUCAAUAGCUACUUCAACUUUGUGGAUAUCUCAGAUAGUUGUCAGUGUGACCUUCCUGUCAUUGGCUGAAGCCAUCACGGCCUACGGUGCGUUCUGGCUGUAUGCAGGGGUCGCCCUACUUUCUGCUGUUUACAUAUCCAUAUUCAUGCCGGAAACACGAGGGGUGCGAUUGGAGGACGUUGACCAGCUGUUCAUGACGCACGACGAGAAGAAUGUAUUGCGUAAAACAGAAGAGGAAACUGAAUUGAACGAAAAUGCACCAGCUGACAGAAUGCUUUAAAUAACAACACAAUCAUAGGAUUGGUUGGUUGGUUUGUUGUGUAACGCUGCACUCAGCAAUAUUACAGCUAUAUGACGUCCGUCUGUAAAUAAUCGAGUCUGGACCACCCGAUCCCGUAAGUUGCCUCUUACGACAAGCAUAGUCGCCUUUGAAGGCAAGCAUAGGUUGCUGAAGACCUAUUCUACCCCGGAAUCUUCACGGGUUACUAUCAUAGGAACCCAGCCCACAAACUACAAAGCUUACAUAGACUCUACAUGGCUAUAACGUUGUGUCAAUGGGACAUGCUAGUUGAUUCAUACUGCUUCAGAUUUUCUCUCUCUUUGUUCACGUUGUAAAUUUAGUUAUUGUUUGUCAACAAACAUAUAUUACACUUUAUUCAGGUUA